Notothenia coriiceps (black rockcod) is the source of this 947-nucleotide messenger RNA. RefSeq names its product eukaryotic translation initiation factor 2, subunit 1 alpha b (gene eif2s1b). The record is from RefSeq and is a predicted model, not a curated record. Gene Ontology annotation, biological process: translational initiation. Bases 1 to 423 code for a protein of 140 amino acids. The transcript is spliced from 3 exons. Gene Ontology annotation, cellular component: eukaryotic translation initiation factor 2 complex; eukaryotic 48S preinitiation complex. Gene Ontology annotation, molecular function: RNA binding; ribosome binding; translation initiation factor activity. Lineage: Eukaryota; Metazoa; Chordata; Actinopteri; Perciformes; Nototheniidae.
AUGGUGAAGACCUACAACCAUAACUCAGUCAUCUUUUCUUGUCCCCCACAUGCAGAUAUUGAAGUGGCGUGCUAUGGCUAUGAGGGCAUUGAUGCAGUGAAGGCAGCUCUGAGGGCGGGACUUGGCUGCUCCACAGAGGUCAUGCCCAUCAAGAUCAACCUGAUCGCCCCCCCUCGCUACGUGAUGACGACGACCACUCUGGAGCGCACAGAGGGUCUGUCCGUCCUCAACCAGGCCAUGGCUGCUAUCAAGGAGAAGAUUGAGGAGAAGAGAGGCGUCUUCAACAUCCAGAUGGAGCCGAAGGUGGUGACGGACACGGAUGAGACGGAGCUCGCCCGGCAGCUGGAGAGGCUGGAGAGAGAGAAUGCCGAGGUGGACGGAGACGACGACGACGAGGAGAUGGAGGCCAAAGCAGAAGACUAGUCUGUCCUCACAGGAAGGCUGAAGGAGAAAACCAUCGAAGAAGAAAUGUGGACAGACCUGGCCGCAGUCACUCAGACCAACAGAUGUUAACUUUCACAUUGCAAACAUUAACUGGUGUUAAUAGUUCAUUGGCAAACGUCCCGGUUUGAUCUUUAGCAAGGGUUGUUUCAGGAGAUGGUAACACAACAAUCUGUCUUCUUAUGCAGACAUGGAAGGAAAGUCAAAUUACAAGAUAAACAUCAGUAUAGUUUCUAUUUUUAAUUACACUGAUUUGAUUAAAUAACAAGCGGUGGCCUUUGCUUAGCUCUUGCUUAAGAGCCCAGUGUCUUCAGUCUCCAUGGCGCUGUGUCUCUGGCUGGUCACUGGAUGAGAUGGAUUUAAAGGAGGAACACAUAGCUCGUCUGUCUCAACACCGGUUAGAGGUGACUUUGUGCUUUUCUCCCCCAGUUUAAGGUUUUACUGGCAAAACUUGCUCUUGUGUAGCUCACAUGGCAUCAAUAAAGUUCUGGAAGUUUUGAACUCAA